Molecule: messenger RNA, 1777 nt
Organism: Sinocyclocheilus anshuiensis
Lineage: Eukaryota; Metazoa; Chordata; Actinopteri; Cypriniformes; Cyprinidae
Exons: 12
Coding region: 189-1514 (441 amino acids)
Biological process (GO): regulation of transcription by RNA polymerase II
Cellular component (GO): nucleus
Molecular function (GO): RNA polymerase II cis-regulatory region sequence-specific DNA binding; DNA-binding transcription factor activity
Source: RefSeq, a predicted model, not a curated record
GAGCUGUCAAUGAUUGGCUGUUAGAUCUAUGUUUUGGUCUUGGUGUUUUGCGUUCAGUAUGUUUGCUCGUUUGCGAGCGUCCUCUGAAAUAUAAUAUAACACAGCAAUAAAGAUAAGUAAAGCAACCUCUCUCUCCAUUAGAAAAGGCUUUAUUGGUAGAUAACUUGAACGUUGUGUCCCCAGACACGAUGGUGUUGAGUUGUUGUGCAUAUAACUGUAAAAACACUGCGAAGAACAAGAGCCUCUCAUUCCACAAAUUCCCGCUGAAAGACCCCAACUUGCUGAAGAAGUGGCUAAAAAAUUUAAGAUGGAAAGACUGGAAACCUGCUCCAAACAGUAAAAUCUGCUCCAUCCACUUUGAAAAGAAGUGUUUAAUUGAAGAUGGGAAGAGAACAAGACUUCAUUCAUGGGCUGUGCCAACCAUCUUUUCAUUCCCAAAACGAUAUCUAGAAAGAAAGGUUAAAAUCAAUCCUAGAAGCAGAAGAGCUUUGGAAUGGAAGGGAAUUGUUGCAGACUCAAAUUCAUCAAGUCAAGCAGCACCUGAUAUGACAGCAGAAAUCUCGCAGAAGUCUAAAUCAGAAAAGCCUGAGCACAGAACUACAGAGAGUUUACAGCCGAACACUACCAAAAAUAGUUCCAGCCAGACGAGAGCAGACCCAAAGAGCGUUUCCACACAGCAGCUGACAGAACCGGAAAAAAGUUCAUCAUGGACCAUACUGGGUGAUGAAGCUCUCGAUAGAAGCAUGACUAUACCCAGUUUCUUUCACAGUGGAUACUGUUUGCCCAAUAACAUCCACUGGGCUGGAGAUGAUGAAUUAAAUAUUAUUCCCCAUGUGGCUUAUGGAGUUUUAGGAAAAAUGAAGCCCCAUAUAAUUGAGGUUAAAGAGAGGUGGGAAUGGCUUGGGCUGGAUGUUAGAGGCCCGUUCUCUCCGACAGUAGACCAGCACGCACACAUCAUGACCCUGACUGACUACCAUUCCAAAUGGGUGGAAGCUUUUCCUUUGACUCAGAAACUCAGUCAGGAUGUGGCCCAGUGUCUCGCUGAAGUCAUCAGUCAGCAGGGAUACCCUCUCGGAAUUCUCUCCCGGCUUCCCAGGCGGAUCCUCAUGGAAGUAAAUCGUGAGUUGAAGAAAUGCCUGAGGUUGAAUGCAACUGCCUUAGUGAUACAUCACCGGCAAACUGGGUACAUGGACUUAGUCACAGAAUCACUUCUUAAUGAGAUGCUGGAUGAGCUGGUAAAGAAGCACGGCAGUAUGUGGCACAUCCACCUCCCUGCUGCCACUCUCCGCCUCUGCUGCACAAAUCACCCCACUACCAAAGAGAAACCCUUCACCUGCAUGUGUGCCAGUGACCCGCCUUUCUCAUCGGCACCCAGAGAACUGCCUUACAGUGCUACUGAUGUUCGCUUGAGUUCUUUUGUCAUCCCAACCACUGACGCCAACAAUAUAGAAGCUGUGCCAGAAACUUUGGUGCACUGCCUGAAGGAUCAGAUUUUUUCCCAGUACAGAAACUAAAAGUUUCAUCAUAUUUACUUGACCUCAUGAUUUCAUGUUUUUCCAUGUACAUACAUAUACUGUAAGUAGAGAAACAAAUUUGCACUGUUGCCUUGUACAAAUAUUAUAAAGAAAUAUAAUUAUUUUUAAAACUGAAAAAGAAGCAGUAUCUUGUGUGUUUAAUCUCUUUUGUUUAUCCUUUGUCUUCAUUUGUGUUGAUAUUAUACAAUUAGUUCCAACUUGAUUGGUGUUCCAAAAUUGCUGAUAUAAAGUCCAACGGCACU